Molecule: messenger RNA, 1791 nt
Organism: Apis dorsata (giant honeybee)
Lineage: Eukaryota; Metazoa; Arthropoda; Insecta; Hymenoptera; Apidae
Gene: prtp
Product: thioredoxin domain-containing protein 5
Exons: 5
Coding region: 322-1506 (394 amino acids)
Biological process (GO): protein folding
Cellular component (GO): endoplasmic reticulum
Molecular function (GO): protein disulfide isomerase activity
Source: RefSeq, a predicted model, not a curated record
AAAAUGUUGUCUUUAUUUAAAUGAUAUCAUAUGAGAGCAUGGGGGCGGAAUCGGCAGUUUCGAUCCAUUUAUGUGGGAGUGUGGGAACAAGUGCAAAGUCGAAAUAGUAGUUUCUUAAUAAUAAAAAAAAGAUUUUUAUUAUAAUCUAAACAGUACAAAAGUUUUAAUUAUUUAAAACCGUUAUAAAAAUUUUUAAACCUUAGUAACCUUAAGUAAUAUACUCGAUGCAAUAAAAAAAUUUUUAAAUUAUUGUUAUCAUUAUUUUUAGAGUAUAAUUUUUAAAUAUUAAAUUAUUUAAUAAAAUAUUAAUUAUUUGUUAAUAUGAAUAUGAUUUCAUUGAACUUUGUCAUGUUAAAGAAAUAUAUCCUUUUAUUUAUAUUUAUGCUGAGUCAAGUUAAUAGUGAAGAAGAUCAUUUAUAUAGUGUACAGUAUACUAAAGAUAAUUUUUCAACAGAAAUUCAAAAGAAAAAUCAUCUUGUCAUGUUUUAUGCACCUUGGUGUGGUCAUUGUCAAAGACUGGAACCUAUUUGGGAACAAAUAGCUAAAAUGUCAUAUAAUGAAGAUAGUAAUGUAAAAAUUGCUAAAGUAGAUUGUACUACAGAUAGUAAUUUAUGUGCAGAACAUGAUGUUACUGGUUAUCCUACAUUGAAAUUCUUUAAAGCUGGAGAAGCUAAAGGUAUUAAGUUUAAAGGUACAAGAGACUUAAUAUCUUUAAUAUCUUUUCUUACUGAUCAUUUAGGUAUUACUUUUGGGAGUGAAAAUAUUAUACCAUCACCUCCUGAAGCAGUAAAUGGUUUAUUAGAAUUAACAGAAGAUAAUUUUGAUAAACAUGUGUCUAGUGGUUAUCAUUUUGUAAAAUUUUAUGCACCUUGGUGUGGCCAUUGUCAAAAAUUAGCUCCUACUUGGGAAGAAUUAGCUAAUAGUUUACGUAAUGAUAAUUAUGUUAGCAUUUCUAAAGUAGAUUGUACUCAGCAUCGUAGUGUUUGUGGACAAUUUGAUAUAAAAGGAUAUCCAACUCUGCUUUGGAUUGAAGAUGGAAAGAAGGUAGAUAAAUAUACUGGACAACGUACUCAUGAAGAAUUAAAAGCUUAUGUAUCAAAAAUGCUUGAAAAAGAAAAUGACCAAAUGGAUACUAAGACUGAUAAUUCAGAUAGUACAACUCAUGCUGUACUUAGUUUAACUGGUGAAAGUUUUAAACAUGGUAUCGAAAACGGUAUUUCGUUCGUUAAAUUUUUCGCACCUUGGUGUGGGCAUUGUAAACGUUUAGCGCCUAUUUGGAAAGAUCUGGGGAAGAAAUUUUUGACAAAUGAAAAUGUGAAAAUAGUCAAAGUAGAUUGUACUCUUGAUAUAAGUAAAGAAUUGUGUAAUGAACAAGAAGUAGAUGGUUUUCCAACAUUAUAUUUAUAUCGUGACGGACUUAAAGUUUCCGAGUAUAAUGGUGCUCGAAAUUUGGACGAUCUUUACGAAUUUAUAAUGACCUAUGUACAGCCACAUGAUGAAUUAUAAUUAUACUUAUUUUUUUUGUAAUUUAAUUUUAAAGCAAUAAUUUAAGCUGGAUAUAAUUAAGUUUUGGAUAUAAUAGCGUAUGUAAUAUUUAAUUUAAUUAUAUAUAAAUGUAAGAAAUAUCGCAUAAAAAUUCUUAAAUAUCCAAAUCAUAUAUUUUUUGUUUUUAUUUUAUAUAAAAAAUAUUUUUGUGUAAACGAAUCGUGUACUUCCAAGAUAUAUGUAUAAAAUUUGUGUUUGAUGUGUUUCAAUCAAGCAUUAAUCAUUAAAAAAUUUUGAAUAUAAUAA